Trichoderma gamsii is the source of this 3477-nucleotide messenger RNA. RefSeq names its product wee/wee-unclassified protein kinase. Gene Ontology annotation, molecular function: ATP binding; protein kinase activity. Bases 1 to 3477 code for a protein of 1158 amino acids. NCBI's taxonomy places the organism in Eukaryota, Fungi, Ascomycota, Sordariomycetes, Hypocreales, Hypocreaceae. The transcript is spliced from 2 exons. Gene Ontology annotation, biological process: protein phosphorylation. The record is from RefSeq and is a predicted model, not a curated record.
AUGUCCUUUUCCAGCGGCGGUGGCGGCACUCUGGCUCUGCCCUCGCCGACUCACGCCCAUCAUAUGGACCCCACGACUGUGCGCAACCUUCGACGCUCCAUGUCAAAAUCUCCCACGAAGCUUAUGGCGCGUGCAAACUCUCACGGCCUCACAAGUUCACGACAAGCUUCACCAAAAUCACCGAAUCGACGACUUGCCACCACGCCGCUACAGCAACGGCCGGUGCUACAGCCUCCCUCGUCAGCGUCGCCAACUGUAGACUCACCAUUUGUCGCUAGCGCCCCGCAAUUAUCACCUUCGCAAACGCAGACUCCCAUUCGGCCAGGCGUUAAGCUCUCGCUUCGGUCCGUCAAAGCUGCUAAAGCGGCGCCUCCUUCGCGCAUCACCCGGGCUCGAGUUUCUCCUAGAAGCCCUUUAAAGCGCGCCCUGUCCACGACCCCCGAUUCUGGAAACUCUACCUCUUCACAGUCACCAAUAUCGCCUCUCCGACCCAGAUUCUUAGGUCAAGAAAACAACAACAGCACGACUCCCGAGCACUCAGCACCACGAAAAGCGAUGGAUCGAUCAACCCGCUCUACUGUGCAGUUUGAUAUCACCGGUGCCUCUCAGCUUGCAUUUCUCAAGACGCUGGAAGAAACUAGUGAUCCAUCCAUGACCCCAGCAACAGGCGCGCUGAAGCGCAGUGACGCAACCAUGAAUUUGGAUCAAUCAAACCAAGGCAGCCCGGUGGCGAAGCGACGAAGUCUACACGGCAUUAUGAACUCUGUGCAGUCUCAAGACCUCUUCAAUUCGAGCGCAUCCCAACCUGGCGUUUUUGAUAUUCAUGAAGAUGAAUUCCCUGAAUACGAACUGUCUGGCAUUGGAGGAGCCAUCUCUGAACGUGAUCACCUGGCGUCUCCGACUCAUGCAUCGAAUAUCCCAAAGCGAUCAUCCUCUCUCCGCAGAUCAACUUUACAGCAACGAUAUAGCGACAAGACUUCUUGGGGGAAACGUUCUGGCGAGCGACAGCUCUCGCCGCUGGGAGCUGAUGUAUCUACGCCAGUCCGACACCGGCCUCGUCUCUCUGCAGACUCUUUUGUCCCUCCGACAGCUGGUCACGAAAACCCCUUUGCACCUGGCGCCAGUGCUGCGACGGAAAACAAAAGCCACCAGCCACAUCCGCUGUCCAAGACCCUCACAACGUCAACCUCUGGCAACAGCUUGACUGAGGAGCAAUCUUUUUAUGCGCCCGCAAAAGUCGCAUCGAAACCACAUCCUUUCUCCAGAUCUCUACCCCCUGGUGCUAUGCGCCCAUCUAGUCGACAUGCCGCUGAACAAAGGACCAUGGCCACGCCAAACCAGACCCAUCAGCUUUGGAUUGGUGCAUUCAACUCAACCGGCCUUGUCUCCAAAGUAAAUCGCAAUCUGGAAGAAGAGGCCGACAAGAAGAUGGCGCCUCCCGACACGCCAUGCAAAAAGCAUAUCAAUCCCUUUGCUACCUUCCCGCCACCUGGCAGUUCGGGAAAGAAGAGAGGGAAUGUCCGCAAAUCAUUUGGCGGUAUUCCCUCCACCCCUUUCGGCCCCAUUAUGGGCCGUGCCCCCGAUACGGUCGCCAAUCCUGGCAAAGGCCUCUCAAUUUUCCAACGUAGCAGCGUCCUGGGAAACCGCCGUGGGAGCAUUCUUGGUGCUGACGGUGAUGAUGGCAAACUGUUUGCCGAUAGCGUCGACUUUGCAAGCCCUGCGGAAAGCGAUGUUCCGCCAACCCCGACCAAGAACCUUCUAACACCAAGCUUCAGUGGCCUGAGUAAUUUUAGUGAAAGUUCUCAAGAAAGCCCGAGUGCCAACCGGACCUUGACCCUUUCUCUUUCAGCCGUCAAGCCCCCACAAUCGCGGGAUUCAACCUGUAAGUCGAUCCCGGAUAUGUCCGAUAGUUCUCAGGACCAAAUCGAGGAGGCAGAUCCAAAAGCCGAUCGAUCUACUCCUUCAGACUGUGGACCAACUCCAACAGAUCCUCUUUCUUUAUCUUCAUACGGACGGGCAAGGACCCGGAGGGGGCUCAGUGCGCCCCAGCCACUCACUACCGAACUUUCAACUUUGACGCACUCCAGUCGAGUGCCUUCGAAACUAUCCAAAAAUGUACUUACUAAGAUGAUGUGUGUUGAAUCAGUGAGCCCCGAUGGACGACGCACUCCUCAAACCCCCCAGGAAAACUUGCUGCCGCUGGAUACCAGCCGGCUGUCCAUCUCUCAGACCAGAGAUGGCCGGCGAGAAUCGCACAUGCCGCCUCCUGUCACACCGACUAACUUUCGCUCAUCCACGAGCAUUUUUGUCACUCCUGUCAACAAUGCUCGCAACACCGGCUUGGAUAUUGAUGCCAGUCUAUACUCCAAGUUCGACAAAGUUGAGCAGAUUGGCAAAGGCGAAUUUUCUACGGUAUACCGUGUAACAAAGCAGGAUUUUGAAAGUUCCUUUACUCCAGCUUCAUUCACCCCAGUUGACAGCCACGCCAGAAGCCCUGCCAAGACUCAGGUCUUUGCUGUCAAGAAGACCAAGCAGCCGUACCAUGGACCCAAAGAUAGGGAAGCAAAGCUGCGUGAAGCUCAUAUUCUGCGAGCUUUGUCACAUGCCGAACAUGUUGUGCAAUAUAUCGAUGACUGGGAGCAUAACUUUCAUCUCUACAUCCAGACAGAGUUUUGCGAAGAAGGGACUCUGGAUAAGUUUUUGGCCCACGUCGGGCAGUUGGGUCGAUUGGAUGACUUUCGUAUCUAUAAGAUCUUGCAAGAUCUUUGCUUGGGAUUGAAAGAAAUCCACGACGCUGGAUUUAUGCAUUUAGAUAUGAAGCCGGCAAACAUUCUGAUUACUUUUGAAGGAGUCAUCAAGAUUGGUGAUUUCGGAUUGGCGCAGGCUGUUUCCGAUGACAUAUAUAUGGAUAUCGAGGGAGACCGCGAGUAUAUGGCCCCAGAGAUGUUGGAGGGCAAGACCGAUCAGUCUGCCGAUAUCUUCUCCCUUGGCCUUAUGACAUUGGAGGCAGCGGCCAAUGUGGUGCUUCCCGACAACGGACCUACCUGGGUUGCCCUCAGGUCUGGUGAUCUCUCCGAAGUGCCCAGUCUCACCUGGACCCCGUCAAGCGAAGUUCAGCGGGACGCCCUCGGUAACCCGACUGAGUCUGCGAUGAGUGAGGAACUCCAGAUCGAGAAGAAGCCUCGCAGCCCCGGCAAUCUCUUUGGAUCUUUUAAGCGAUCGGAACUUCAGCAGCCGCCUGAGUUUAUGGUGGAAGUCUUUCACCCCAGCUCCCUUGAUUCUAUUGUUAGGUGGAUGACGCAGCAGGAGCCGGAAGAGCGACCACACAUCGAAGAGGUCUUGGCCUUGGAAGGCUUGCAGUGGGUGGCAGAGCACCGAAAUGCGCCCGCCAUCGUCUACGAGGGAAACUGGGGCCCCUCUGAGCUAUUUCCCGUCUCCAUCAUCAACGACAGCGACCUUGAAAUGACAGAUAUUUAA